Molecule: messenger RNA, 1757 nt
Organism: Trematosphaeria pertusa
Lineage: Eukaryota; Fungi; Ascomycota; Dothideomycetes; Pleosporales; Trematosphaeriaceae
Exons: 3
Coding region: 263-1624 (453 amino acids)
Biological process (GO): inositol phosphoceramide metabolic process; sphingolipid biosynthetic process
Cellular component (GO): inositol phosphoceramide synthase complex
Molecular function (GO): inositol phosphoceramide synthase activity
Source: RefSeq, a predicted model, not a curated record
UCAUCUCGCCUUUUCCGACUGUGGGCUCCGUAGUCACCUUUUCUACCUCUUGUCACGCUUACAUCUUUCCUCCUUCUCUGUUCCCCUCCUCUUCUCUCCUCUAUCCUGUCGCCACACAUUCUCAGAGUUCGAGGGGAUUGGCUCUUCCAGGGAGACAGCAGAUAUUGCCUAUCGCGCAGACCAGGAUCCUUCUUUACCGCCUCGCGCUCUCCUGUCUCUUGAUAUUCUCCUUCUCUUCCUACCUUUCGCCGUCCAAAUAGCUAUGGGCGUUGGAGCCUUCAUCGAGCCACUCGUCGUGGUGACACUGCUCUUUGGUGGCACAUGGGUCAACCGGAACACCAGGUAUCGCGUAUUUGACCGCCGCCGAUCCCGAGUACAGUCGCCACGCUCGUCCUCCCCAGAUUCCAUUGAAUCCGGUCGCUCCAGCCCACGGUCUAGCGCAUCUCUGCUCGACGACCAUCGCGCCGGAUCGCCCUCCCUCCUCGCGCCACAAGAACCGAGCUGGCGGAAACGAGAGAUACGGAUACUGGGAUACAGGAAGGAGGUCGUGUCGCCGAACACGCGGAGAUUCGAGGACUACUUCUUGAGCAGGCUGCUGAAGAAGUUCCCGUUCCUGGUUGAGGCUUGGUACUGGGCGCUGAUAUACUGGGUAUACCAACUCGGUCGAGCUUUUACAGCUCUUACUCUGGUUGAGGAAACCGUGGACGUCGCGCGGCAACAUGCUCUUCAACUCAUCCAUCUUGAGCAGCGCCUGCAUAUUUUCCUUGAGCUCGAUGUCCAGCACUGGUUCUUGAAGCAUCCGUUCCUCAUGCACUGGACGAACCGGAUAUACUCCUUCAUCCACAUCCCGGGUACUAUUCUCUUCCUCGUCUGGCUGUACUACUACACCACGACCCGCAACCGACUGGAUCUCCCCUUUGCGAACAAGCCCGUCGAAGAAGCAGACGGCUCGCCCGCAGGACCGCGCCUUUAUGCUGCGCGCCGGAGGACGAUGGCUGUCUGCAACCUACUCGCGUUCAUCGUAUUCACACUGUGGCCGUGCAUGCCGCCGCGUCUGCUCUCAGAUCCGGAUGUCCCGGGGGACAUUGGCAAAGAAGCUCGAAGCUAUGGGUUCGUGGACACCGUCCAUGGCGCGGAAGGAGAAAGCAGCGUAUGGACGCAAAACAAAUUCUGCAACCAAUACGCCGCGAUGCCGUCCUUACAUUUCGGUUACUCGCUCCUCAUCGGCCUCACGGUCAUGACCAUUCCUCUCGCGUCGCAGCACCGCCGAUCUAGGACUCUUUCCAUCCCGGUCACCCGGCGCCGCAGCCUCCGCCUUCGACUACUGUCCCCGCGGCGCCUCGUGUGCCUGCUCAUCGGCCUGGCGUAUCCGACUAUCAUCCUUAUCGCGAUUGUUGCGACAGCGAAUCAUUUCAUACUAGACGCCGUUGCGGGCGCGAUGGUCUGCGGUCUUGCAUGGACGGGUAACCGUGUGUUAUUGAACCUCCUGCCGCUAGAGGAUUACUUCCUUUGGUGUGUAAAGAUCCACAAGCCAGAGCGGAGGGUCGCGUUCUCGGACAGCGACGACGAGGACGCGGGAUGGGGCCAGGACAGGGUCGUGGUGAAGGCUGCCGUGAACCAUUAAUGGAGCGGCGGCAUCUACACCGUCAGGUGACUAGACGUCCCUUCCAUCCGGCCGCGAUAGAGAAAGAGUCGAUGACGUUUAGGUAAUGGCAGCGGUGUUCUAGAAGACCCCAUCGACUACCUGCAGACGGCGU